Molecule: messenger RNA, 2661 nt
Organism: Diversispora eburnea
Lineage: Eukaryota; Fungi; Glomeromycota; Glomeromycetes; Diversisporales; Diversisporaceae
Source: the annotation of a GenBank genome assembly
AUGAAAGAUAUUUCUAAUAUUUCGUCGUCCUCGUCUACCCCAAUAAAUAAUGGUGCGAUUGAGUUAGAAAAUUUUCGAAAACUCUGGCGGGAGGAAUUGAAAAAUAGACAAAAGAAGCCUUUAAGUCCUUCAAAAAAAACAACAAAAGCAACAAAAACUUUAGAUAUCAUUGCUAGUACCAGUAAUAGUAAGGUAUCAAGGGAAAUACAGGAUCAAGAUUCGCAAGUUGAGCUUGAGACAACUGUGACGUGUGAAGAUUCAUAUUUCAAGGAAAAUGACAAAGAAAUUCAAAAACACAAUGCUUUGGAACUUUAUAUUAGAGCUGUUAUCAAAGAACAAGAAGGCAAUUUGGGCGAUGCAUUAAAGAAUUAUCGUCAAGCUUUAAAACUUGAUGCAAGUGUAGAACAUGCUUACAGAAAACUAUUUCAAAAUGUAGUUAAUGGGAAAGAUACAGAGAGUUUUGGUAUUUCCGAAGCUUUUAUUCGACAUUUAGAAGAAGAACCAAAAUUCGUUAAUAGAUUUCAUGAUAUAGAAGAACAAAUGAUUCAGCCACAAAAUUCUUCAAACCGUGAAGAACUGCAUGAUCCAAUAAUAGAAUUAUUUAAUUUGUUAAAGAAUGUUGAGCUUUAUUAUGAACCAUUGAAACCAAAUAAGCCAGUUUAUAUUUCCAGGCUUCCAAAUGAAUUAAUUACUUGUAUACUUCAACAAUUGAUAAUGAAUGGAGAUGUAACUUCACUUGAGAGAUUUGGAUUGGCUUGUAGGAAAUUUUGGUUAUUAUCAAGAGAAGCUUCAUUAUGGAAAUAUUUAUGUCAAAAAGCUUAUCGUGACAUUAAUUUGUCGUACGAAGCGUCAAAUUUAUUACAAGAAGAAUAUUUAAAAUUAUAUGAUAAUGAUUGGAGAAAAAUGUAUAUUGAGAGAUAUCUUCGUUUCUACCCUGAUGGUACAUGUAUCUCAUUAUUAACGACUUCCGAACCGAAAUUGUUAGUCAAGAAUUUCUCUUAUGAAUAUAAAUCUAAAGGAUUUAUGAGAGGAGAAUGGUCAUUUGAUGAAUAUAAUAAUAUAUUAAGAAUAACUUCCAUAGAUCGUGAUCUUACAAGAGUAAAAUUUCAUAUGACUUUUGAAUUAAGAUCAACUUCACGAGGAAAGAAUAAUAAAUUGAAUUGGAUAUGUAUCACAAAACCUAAAUCUAAAAACAACCUUCGUAAAACUGCCGAUGCUGCUGCUACUAAAGAAAAUUUAGAAAAUCAAAGAAAUCAGUCUGUAGAAGAAAAUAUCGAUAAUUCAUCUAGAAUACACCCACCAGAUAUAACAAAUCUCAAUAAAUUUAUAAAUGAAGAAAGAGAACAACCAGAAAAAACGAAUACCGUCACUACAAAAAACGUUCCUACAAAGUUGAAUAAUUUCUUUAGAAAUUCCAAGAUUUUUCAAAGUAUUUCCAUAUUGGAACCAAGUCCUAUUCAUCCAGUUCCUCUAAAACUUAAUGUUGGUGGCAUUCUUUAUAUCACCACUCAACAAACUCUUUGUAUUUAUCCAUCUUAUCUAUCGGAACUUUUCUUCUUAUUUCGAUCCCCAAAUCCAACGACCUUCAAUAAUAAUAAAUCACAUCAAAAUUAUUAUAAUUAUCCAAAACAACCACAAAUUCCUUGGCCGGAAGAACUUUUUAUUGAUAGAGAUGGUUCAAUAUUUAUUCACAUUUUAGAUUUUUUACGUACUUCAAAUUUACCAAAAUUAUCUCUUUCCAUAUUAAGAAAACUCGAAAUUGAAGCGAAAUUUUAUGAAAUUAAACCAUUACAAGCAUUGGUAGCUCAACGAAUAUCUGAACAUUUAAAUGCGCCUAAAUUUAAAAUUAUUCCAAUUCAAAAAUUUAGUAAUCAAAAUUCAUAUGAUGAUUUUUUAAAUAAUCACGAGUUACCAUUCAAAACUCCAUUUGAGACUCCAUCCGAAAAAGAUAAUGAUAGUGCAGCUGGUGUAGGUAAAUGUAAUGAAGAUGUUGAAUGCAUUGAAGAUGAUGAUACACACACACAAAGAUGUUUCUCACCAACUCCAAACAAGUUCUUAUCUAUCAACAACCAUUUUCAACAGGAUAAUGAAGAAGAUAUGUCAGGUUCAUCAUCAUCUGUAGAAGUUCCUAUCAUUUAUCAUAAUCCAAACAAUCAACCUGGAAAUUUUGUCAACCUAAAUAAUCUCAAUAACUUUGACUUUAACCAUCUCAAUGAAUCAACUUUCAAAUAUGAUAACAGUAAUAAUAAUAAUGAUAAUUAUAUUGAAAAUGAUAUAAAUAGAUUUAGUGAUCAAUCUAAUUCAACAGUCUUUACUUCAAAAUCUGAAAUUUAUAAUUUUAACGAUCACAAUUUAGAUGGUGAAAUUCCAAUAAUGUUAAAAGGAAUUGAAGAGAAUGACGAAAGCGAAAAUAAUUUAUCAAUUCCUGAAUAUGAUUUUAUAACCAUUUUAACCGUUCCUAAUUGUAACAAUUCAAUUAAAAAUUCACAAAACAUUAACGUCUUCGACGAAAAUCUAAAUAGAUAUUAUAAUGAGAAUAACAAAAUUUUUUUUGAUGAAGUAAAUAAUUCUCUACAUUGUAAAUGUGAAUAUUUAAAUUGUGAUUGUAAACCAAAUAGAAAAUUUAUGACUAUGAUGAUAUUUAAACGUAGAGAUGAUUAA